UUCUAAUUUCUAAUUCCCUCCAACAAAAUCCCCAAAUAUGCGACUCCCACGUCCGUCUCAGGCCGCCACCAUCCGCGUGUGUGUCUAUCAUCACCGCCACCCCAGAACCACCCCCGCUACCCCAAUUGCAUUAGAGAGUUCAACGGCGACUACGACGACUGCGGUGGAAUCGUCGACGGCGGCGGCGGUGGAUUCGUCGACGACGACGAGGAUCGUUGCGUCGAGGUCCUCCGUGAUCGAUUCGCUCCGUGGGUGCGGCCUGUCGGGGGUCCGAAUCGACAAGGAAGUGCUGAGGAAGAAGCUCGUCAUGCCGGAGUACCUCCGGCGGGCGGUGGUCGACGCGAUUAGGUCAAAAGACGCGGCGGAGGCCUGCGACCGCCACCACAACAGCGCCGAGCUGAAAGUCCCCGAGGACGCGCCGCAAUGCCCCAUGGUGGUCUUCAUCAAUUCGAAGAGCGGUGGCCGCCAUGGCCCUGUACUCAAGUAGCGGCUCCAGCAGUUAAUCAGCGAGGAACAGGUGAGGGCCCCUGUACAAACAUAAAACAAUACUCUUUAAACCUGUAUAUACUAGACUUCAUAUGAUGCUUCUUUUCGUUCAUAAAACUGACGAACAUUACCAAUCUUUAUCACUAUGCUAAAGGAGCAGAUUAUCUAUUCUUACCUGAAAUUUUAUCAUACUGGAAACCUUUUGAUUGAGUUGUCAUGUUCAGGCAUCUGCAACGUAGUAGUAGGAAGCUAUUUGUUUACUCUUACAUGGUCAUAAUGGCAAGACAUUAUUGAGUGUGUAGUGUUAGAGAGUGGUAUAAGAUCCACGAUUGAACCUCUCCCAACAACUCGAGUUAUUGGGAGCAACUGGUUCUUGACAUGGUAUCAGAGCCUAGAACCGAAAGGUCAUGUGUUCGAAUCUCCACGACCCCAAUAUUAACCGUUGUCUUUCAAGCACAUGGUAUGGUGGGCCUGUGCAAACUUCAAGCCCAUGGGUUGGCUUUCGUUUGAGGGGGCGUGUUAGAGAGUGGUAUAAGAUCCACGAUUGAACCUCUCCCAACAACUCGAGUUAUUGGGAGCAACUGGUUCUUGACAUGUAGGAGAAGGUGGCACCGAGUGGAAUCGCGCUUGAUUUCCCGGCGACUGAUGCUCCUUCGUCUGAAUCAACUGACAGGAGAAAUUCAUGGGAAUGUUUGCGUUAAAAUUAUUGAGUGAAAUAAUCACCGGCGAGAUCCUGUGUACCCUUAUGCUUCUUUAUUUGAUGCUAUCAGGAGGAAGCUGGCUCAGAGUUGGCUGGUUAGGGUAGUUCAUACAUAUCGGGAAGGGAAUAGAGUCGCGGACUAGCUCUCGAAGCACAGUCUCGUCUAUCCCUACAGUAUGCAUGAACUCUCUAACCCGCCAAGAGGUUUAUCUCAGAUCCUUAGAGAUGAUGUAAUGGGUGUUGCUUUGGAGAGCCAAGUUAGGGCGCCGGCAGCUCUGUAACUCCUCCCCCUCUUUUCUUGGCCUCGGCCUCCAUGAUUGCAAAAAAAAAAAAAAAAACACUAUCGCGUUGUCCCGUUAUACUAUUAUUAUACCUAAAAAAUUUUAAUAAUCCUAUCCGUUAAUG
Messenger RNA from Linum trigynum, 1591 nucleotides. The record is from the annotation of a GenBank genome assembly. NCBI's taxonomy places the organism in Eukaryota, Viridiplantae, Streptophyta, Magnoliopsida, Malpighiales, Linaceae.